This is a messenger RNA of Malaya genurostris, 1888 nucleotides long. Its product is annotated as protein Rae1-like. Gene Ontology annotation, cellular component: nuclear pore. Gene Ontology annotation, molecular function: ubiquitin binding; RNA binding. The record is from RefSeq and is a predicted model, not a curated record. Lineage: Eukaryota; Metazoa; Arthropoda; Insecta; Diptera; Culicidae. The coding region runs from base 748 to 1830 and encodes 360 amino acids. The transcript has 2 exons. Gene Ontology annotation, biological process: transcription-dependent tethering of RNA polymerase II gene DNA at nuclear periphery; RNA export from nucleus.
GUAACCCAUGUUGCAUCAAUUUGAUGUCUAUCAUAUUAAAUUGCCUAUUGCGGAAGGGUUUUUCAAAGAUAUCACAACAUUUGGUGGAUAUUUGUACAAAGUGGGCCAAAAUAAAAUCAAUCCUAAAGUGGGCCAAAAUACCUCUGUUACCCUAUUACCCGAAUAAGUUAAUAAAUUUCACUUCGCCGGAAGUAAGUAGUUUUGAAAUAUAAAGCGUAAAAUACUCCCCACUUGAAAUAUUUAAAGAUUCACAUUGCUACCCCUCAAUAAAUUUUUUACGUAUCCGUCAGCAAAUGCACGCACCGUCAGCGUUGCCAGGUCAUUUUUCCAAAAAUCUGUCUCUGAUCGGGCUUCUUUUUUAAUGAACAAAAAAAGGUCUAACCAUCUAUCGUAUAAAGGCCAAAAGCGUGAAGAUCUGACGAAAUCUGAGGAAAUUUGUAAAAUCUGGCAAAAGAUCUGGUUAGUUAGAGUGUCUGGCGCCACGAGAAAAAUCUGGCAUUUACCACAUAAAUCUGUCAACCUGCCAACGCUGCGCACCUUGCCGUGUCGCUGUCAGUUCGCAUCAUUUAUAUUACACAGCUUUAUAAAAAACGUUCUGUGCUCUCUUCUGCGCAGCAAAAGUGUAUUGUUAAAUGUGUUGUUGUUAAAUAUUACCCAUUGUUGGCCGAUCUGUUUCUGCUAAUUGGUAAAUCUGAACAAUACAAUUCACUAAAGCAGCUUUGUUUCAGGAGAGCUGACUAAAAAACAAUGUUCGGUACCCCGACCAUCGGCGCAGCGUCCGCCUUCGGGCCAACCACGACGGCACCGUCAAAUCCGAUGAAAGAUUUUGAAGUAACUUCCCCACCGGAGGAUACCGUGUCAGCGAUGGAGUUUAGUCCAGCUACUCUACAGCAGAAUUUUUUGAUUGCCGGUAGCUGGGAUUGCAGUGUGCGAUGCUGGGAGGUUGAACAAAGCGGCAAAACGGUGGGAAAAUCAAUCAAAACUAUGGGCGGUCCCGUUCUUGAUGUUUGCUGGGCAGACGAUGGCACUAAAGUGUUUAUCGCGUCCGCCGACAAACAAGUUAAAUGUUGGGAUCUGGCAUCGGAUCAGUUAGCGCAGGUGGCACAACAUGAUGCUCCGAUCAAAACUUGUCACUGGGUCAAAGGAACCAACUAUACAUGUCUGAUGACCGGUUCGUGGGAUAAGACGCUAAAAUUCUGGGACACCCGAACACCGCAACCGAUGAUGUCGAUUCAAUUGCCUGAACGGUGUUAUUGCGCAGAUGUCGACUAUCCCAUGGCCGUAGUGGGUACUGCCGGACGACAUGUCCUCAUUUACUCACUGGAAAAUAAGCCGACUCAAUACAAGCAGCAAGAAAGUCCACUCAAGUACCAACAUCGUACCGUUUCCAUCUUUCGGGACAAGAAAAAAACUCCCACGGGCUAUGCACUAGGAUCAAUCGAGGGACGUGUGGCCAUUCAGUAUGUAAAUCCAAUCAAUCCAAAAGAUAAUUUUACAUUCAAAUGUCACCGGUCAAACGGUUCUAACGGCUACCAGGACAUUUAUGCCGUCAACGAUAUUGCGUUCCAUCCGAUACACGGAACAUUGGCCACUGUUGGUUCUGAUGGGACAUUCAGCUUUUGGGAUAAGGACGCCAGAACCAAGCUCAAGUCUUCGGAAACAAUGGAUCAAUCGAUUACCAAGUGCUGUUUUAAUGCAAAUGGCCAAAUCUUUGCCUACACCGUGGGAUAUGAUUGGUCUAAAGGACAUGAGUACAACAACCCUCAGAAGAAAACGCACAUCUUUUUGCGUUCAUGCUAUGAGGAGCUUAAACCACGAGCCACUAGUUAAAAGAUCAGUGCUGUGAAUUAUCGCUGAUAGAAAUAAACCCAAAUUCGCUAGAUCUAAA